Messenger RNA from Myripristis murdjan (pinecone soldierfish), 2720 nucleotides. It is a transcript of the gene stx16, whose product is annotated as syntaxin 16. The transcript has 9 exons. NCBI's taxonomy places the organism in Eukaryota, Metazoa, Chordata, Actinopteri, Holocentriformes, Holocentridae. Gene Ontology annotation, biological process: intracellular protein transport; vesicle-mediated transport; vesicle fusion. The record is from RefSeq and is a predicted model, not a curated record. Gene Ontology annotation, cellular component: membrane; SNARE complex; endomembrane system. Gene Ontology annotation, molecular function: SNAP receptor activity; SNARE binding. Bases 386 to 1357 code for a protein of 323 amino acids.
CGCAGGUGUUUACGUUUCCCCACUUCCGCAGUCGACCAGAGAGGAAUAACGCUCCCAAACUAAAAUCCCGAAUUUGAGAAAACACAUUUUGGUCACGUUUUCUCGUUUUUUUUUUGCCCUAGUGUAACAGUUGCCCGGUAAUUGUAGAUUGUAAAAACGGUUAGUUGUGUCACUGUUGGCGCUGUAUCGUGAGUUUCCUUCGUCCUUCCUCGCCUCCUCGCAGGCGAACAUAAAGCUAGCUGGAGCAGCUUUAGCACCGUUGGCCGCUUUUCUGUCAUUCACAGGGGAAAAAAAGCUGUGUUAGCAACGGAUCGGCAUUUGACAAUAAGUGAUCCAUUAUUGAUCGAUACGUACAUCGGCUAGGGUUAAAUCAAGUCAGGUAGUCAUGGCAACUAGGCGUCUGACCGAUGCCUUCUUGUUAAUGCGGAACAAUGCGAUCCAAAACCGGCAGAUAUUGGCUGAGCAAGUGAGUACAUAUGACCCCCGUCGUACUCUGAGUUCACGUAGCAAUGCUGCGGAGCUUGAUGAGUUGGCCGAUGACCGAAUGGCCCUGGUGUCAGGAAUCAGUCUGGAUCCUGAAGCUGCCAUCGGAGUCACCAAAAAGCUGCCGCCCAAAUGGGUAGAUGGGGUCGAUGAGAUCCAGUAUGAAAUCACACGGGUGCGGCAGAAGAUGAAGGAACUGGCCUCACUUCAUGACAAGCAUAUGAAUCGUCCCACACUGGAUGACAGCAGUGAGGAAGAGCACGCCAUAGAAAUCACUACCCAGGAGAUCACACAGAUGUUCCAUCGAUGUCAGCGUGCUGUGACCGGCCUGCAGGCUCGUUGUGGCCAUUGCACUGAGCAGGAGGAGAGGCUGCUGAGAAACGUGGUGUCCUCGCUGGCACAGAGCCUGCAGGAGCUGUCCACCAAUUUCAGACACACACAGUCCAGCUACCUAAAACGUAUGAAGAAUCGUGAGGAAAGAUCUAAACACUUCUUUGACUCUGGACCUCUAAUGGAGGAGGAUGAAGAUUUAGCUCUAUAUGACAGGGGGUUCACGGAUGACCAGCUGAUGCUGGUGGAGCAGAACACGGUUAUGGUUGAGGAACGAGAGAGGGAGAUCCGACAAAUCGUACAGUCUAUCUCAGAUCUGAAUGAGAUUUUUCGGGACUUGGCUGGAAUGGUGGUGGAACAGGGCACAGUUCUCGACAGAAUCGACUUCAACGUGGAACAAGCUUGUGUUAAAACAGAAGAUGGAUUAAAACAGCUACAGAAGGCUGAGCAGUACCAGAAGAAAAACAGAAAGAUGCUGGUCAUUUUGAUCCUCUUUGUCAUAGUCAUUGUUCUAAUAAUUAUUCUUUUUGGGACAAAGUUUUAAUUUUGCAUUCCUUUGGCUUCUGUUUUCUGUGUGGGUGUUUGUUGUGCAUCUGUGUGGACUUGGAUGAGCAUCUCGGCUCUGUUCAAAACAAUGCUUGAACUGCCUUUCGUACCCACCAGGAAACAUUUGAAGAAUUCCCCAGAGCUCUCUGAAGCCGCAUUUUGGGUGGUGGAGACGCUCUGUGGUCGAUUUUAUUGGAAGAAACAAUCAUCUCUGUAUGAGCCCUGCGUGUUUUCUCACGUGACUUGACUAACCAGGCUGUGUCGGGUUUAUCUUGGACUCUAUGUUGACAUACCUGCGUCUUGAUAACCACAGAAGGAAACACUCUCUCGCAUAUUAAAACGGACUACCGAUGCUAAACUGUCAAAGCAGAGCAUUUAUACUUGGAUUUCAGGCAUGAAUUGUGAUAUUUGUUGUGUGAAAAUGAAUUAUGUCAGUCCAAUAUCAUUGCAGGUGUUGUUUCUGUGAGGAAAAAAUGUGACAAGACAAUGUUUGUGAAUGAGAAACAUACAUCUCAUUUUGUUCGGCAAAUUCAUUUUCCUCAGUCUGUAUUAGUGCUCUGCUUCAGUAUUUCCCCUUUAAAGACUUAAUGGCAGUGUUUGUAUUGGCACUACAACUGAUUAGAUUAGAACAGCCAUUCCAUACCAAAAAUAUUCCUACUGAUUAAGGACCACCUGUUCAGCUCGUAUUCUGAAAUUAUGCCCUUUUUACACCAACUCCACAUUUUCUUUAAGCACUCAUUUUAAAUCACUUGUUUUUUUGUUUUUGUUUUGUUUUGUUUUUCAUGGUCCUUGCAUAAAGUGCUACCUUUUUAUAACUCUUGCAGUUUGCACAUAUUGAGGCCUGAGGAGGGUUGUGUUAUGGAUGUAAUACUACUGUCAUCUGUAUGAUGAAAAGAAUUAUUUAUUUUUUAAUGACGUCAGAUAAUUCAGAGGUUCAAAGUGUUCUGUCUCGGGCAGAGUUGCUGUAUAUUGAGUAAAAUGUAUCUGUAGUCUAAACCCAGUCGUUACUUUGUCCACCUCACUGAGAAAACAGUAACGUAGUCCAAAACAAUCUACCAUGUGAGCAGCGUCUUAUCAGUCGGACAGACGUGGAUACGGGACAUUUUACCUUUGUGCGUUGGAAAUGAUUUACAUGUUUGUCCAAAUGUUGUGUAAUGACGGAUGAGCUGAAAUGAUGAAGAGGUUUAUUUGACAUCUGUACACUUUAUAUACUCGUUAAAUCAUCAUUGUCAUUGAUGUGAAGUUCUGUGUGGAAAAAUGGCUGUGACCCAGUGGUACUGUACUGAGGAUUUGUUUGUUUUUCAAACAAAACGGGCGGGAAGAGAAAAGAUUUUUUUUUUUUUAAUAAACCUGCAACCUGG